UACCUUCCAAAGUCUGAGCGAGGUAUGGGUGUUGUUGGCCUAAGGAGUGUCCAGUGUACUGGAAACGAGACUCAGCUGAUGCUCUGCAACACCUCCCAUUAUCAGACAGAGCCAAUGGGAGUUUCUGAAGAUGUUGGUGUGAUUUGUUCAGGCAGCAGACAGAUGAGGUUGGUGAAUGGAACAAACCGCUGUGCUGGGAGAGUAGAGCUUUAUCGUCAUGGCAUCUGGGGCACCAUCUGUGAUGAUAACUGGGAUCUAUCAGAUGCCAAUGUCAUUUGCAAACAGCUUGGAUGUGGGCAUGCCAUUGAGGCAUUUGUCUCUGCUCAUUAUGGUGAAGGGUCAGGGCAGAUCUGGAUGGAUGAUGUGAAUUGCACUAU
Messenger RNA from Cyanistes caeruleus (blue tit), 377 nucleotides. Lineage: Eukaryota; Metazoa; Chordata; Aves; Passeriformes; Paridae. The record is from RefSeq and is a predicted model, not a curated record.